UGCAGGAGCCCUUAUUUGUCGGCAGAGCUGUCAAUCAAUCAUCUUUUCAUCAUCCAAUAACUCAUCAAAAGUAAACAUCUCCGAAAUAUAAACACUUGCACAUAAAUCAGCACAAGAAAUAAAUGCUAUAAAACUGAAGUGGAUUUUAAUGUUCUAGUUUGACCCAUGUCCCAUCUGUUAUGAUAGAGGAGGCGGGGUUUAAGACCUGUACUGUACCCUGUCCCAAGAGGGGAAAAGAUCUGGCUUCAGUCAAGAUACGUGGUCAUUAUGUCCAUGUGUUUUAUAGUCUAUUGUGCCAACAUUUCAGCAUGUAGCAAAGUGUUGUAAUAUCAUCAUGAUAGGCAGUCAGAAAGUGUAUUUAUGCUUUUAAUGACUUGGAUAUUUUUUGAAUACCUGGAAACUGAGAUUUGUGCUUUUGUAAAUGAGUUGAAGUAAGUAAGUAAACUUUAUUUAUAUAGCGCUUUUCACAGACAAAAGUCACAAAGUGCUUUACAAAGACAAGACAUACAGAAAAGAAAGAUAAAACCAAUAGGCAGCAUAAAAAUUACAGUGGUUACAUGAUCCAUAAAAGCAUUAAAAGUUCUGCGAAAAUCCACUAAAAGCCUUCCUGAAUAAGUGGGUUUUUAAUUAAGACUGGAAAACAUCUCUGUGUUUAAAUUAGAUUUGAAUUAGUACCUCAAAGUUGUCAUUGAGGACUUUGAGUUAAACCAUAACAUGAAACAGAAAAUGUUGUUUUUUAAUUGUAUCUUUCAACACUUCAGACUUUGCUUAAGUUUUUACCACAUCAAGAGACUUAGAAACUUGGUAUUAGUGAUGACCCUUUAGAGGCGUUUCCUUCAUGAAUACCUCCAUGUCCCAUGGUGUGAGCAGAAAACUGGAACAAAGACGGACACAAAACAAGAUUUAGCUUUGUCAUAUAGUAGGUCAUUUUCUUUGUUGCAGUACAAAACCAGACUAAAAGAUAAGUUUAACAAAGGUCUGAACACAGUAAGUGUUACAGUAUAAGAGGGAGCUGGACAGCUUCGGUCCCACCAUUUGGAGAUACUCUGUCUUACUGCAUUUGGGUGUUCAGGUAAUAAGCAAAUAUGACCCCACUGCAAAGAUUUACUGUGCUGAUGUUUUUGGCCUUUUCUGUAUCAGAGACAUUUGCAGGGAGAAUCAUAGGAGGUCAGGAGGUUAAACCGUACACAAUUGGGUAUCAGGCCUCCCUGCAGAGUGGGAACAGGAAACACUACUGUGGAGGAACCUUGGUGCACCCUCAGUGGGUGGUGUCUGCUGCCCACUGCUGGAGACCGAAACAUCUUGUUAAGGUUGUGUUAAGUGAACACAACCUGAAGGUGAAUGAAGGAUUUGAACAGGUCUUCAAUGUCUCAGAGAUAUACGUCCACGGGUAUAACAGAAAGACAUUCAACAAUGACAUCAUGCUCCUGAAGCUGAGUCGACCCGCGCAGCUGAAUGCCAACGUCCAGCUGGCUCCUCUGCCGGAUCAAAACACUCCAGCACUUAGUACUGGUUUCUGCACAGUGAGUGGCUGGGGUGUGACAAAGAUUUACAGUUACUCCCUGUCUCCUGUGCUACGUGCCGUGGACGUCAGGAUAAUCCCUUACUGCAGUUAUUAUUACUACUGGCGGAUGAUCACUCAGAACAUGCUGUGUGCUGGAUCUCGGUUCGGUGGCAAAGAUUCCUGUCAGGGUGACUCUGGUGGUCCUCUUAUCUGCAAUGGAUUCUUUGAGGGUAUUGUCUCCUGGGGUAUCGGCUGUGCAAACCCAUACUUCCCUGGAGUCUACACCAGAGUGAGGAGCUACGUCACUUGGAUCGACUGGGUUAUCAAGAAUAACACACCAUAACCAGUCCCCCAGUUCUUAAUGAGCAUCUGAAUUAAUUUCAACAAGCUUUUAUAUUUACCUAUCACUAUAUUUGUGCUGUAAGAGAGGCUGAAAUCUUAAUACUGGGGUAUGCAUCGUAGAACAAGCGUUUGCUGUUGUUACAAGAUAAUGGGUUUCUUGGUCACAGUGAUGUUAUGCUCAUAAUUUAUUAAUUUUCAUUUAAUUCAUGGCUUUGACAGAAAAAAAAAAAUACAGAAUUUAUCCAGUUGUUGUUUUCAUUAUCAGACUUAUUAUCAUUACAAGAAAUAGUCGUAGUAUUUUUAGGAAGAGCAGCAAAGAGUUCAGUUGCAUUAGUGAGCAGAGCUGGGUAAUAUGAUUCAAAUCAGUAGAAAUUUUGAAUUAUCACUUAGCCUUUUUUUAUCAACAUUAAAUUAUAUAUAUAAACACGUGACAAUUUUAAUGUUAUUGAAUUAUAUUCAAUAAACAUAAC
Molecule: messenger RNA, 2316 nt
Organism: Notolabrus celidotus (New Zealand spotty)
Lineage: Eukaryota; Metazoa; Chordata; Actinopteri; Labriformes; Labridae
Product: trypsin-3
Exons: 6
Coding region: 1086-1847 (253 amino acids)
Biological process (GO): proteolysis
Molecular function (GO): serine-type endopeptidase activity
Source: RefSeq, a predicted model, not a curated record